AUGCCCUCUGCCAAUGGCAGGCGGUCAGUCUCGUCUGACCAUGGACGUCCGCGACCUUCGAUGGCCAACAUCGAGACAGAAGCCAACUUCGAGACCACUACUAUGAAUUCUGCGCAACCACGAUCAUGGCAUACCAACUUCGUCUUUGUUUCUCGCAAAUUGAUUCAGCAGAUUCUCGGAAAAAAUCCGUUCAAGAGCUCAUAUCUGGAUCUAUACAAAAUUGUCAACGACGCACAGUCGAGAGCAAUCGUAUGUGCCGGCAUCCUCUUCGCGAUAGCUGCCGGUACUCCACUGCCCAUUAUUGGUUACAUCUUUGGCCAGAUUAUCACAUCGUUCCCACCUCCGGAAGACGUCCUGCGCACCAGGCUAUACGAACUCAUUGGUGUAGCUUGCGGUUAUUUCCUCGUCACGACUGGCUACGCAAUCGCAUGGGGCUUGACUGGAGAAAGAAUCUCACGUCGCUUUCGAGAAGUCCUUGUUGAGCGCCUGCUUGGUCUCGAGCAAGCCUACUUCGAUGUCAACGAUCCGGAUGUUACGAACCUCCUGACCGAGAAAAUUGAGUCGAUACAGAUUGGAACAUCCGAGAAAGUCGGCAUCUUCAUCCAGUCAAUCAGCUAUUUUAUUGCUGCCUUUGUUGUUGGGUUCAUCUUGAACGCCAAACUCACUGGAAUCUUGUUUGCCGCUGUCAUACCUGUGAUGAGUCUGAUCCUUGUCUUCGGUUCCUCCAGAGUUGCGAAGUAUACGAAAGCAGCCACUCAGUAUAGCGAAGCUGCUGGAAGGAUCGCCGAAAGCGCUAUUCAUGCUGUCAAGGUUGUGCAAGCUUUUGGAAUGGCAGAUAAUCUCAGCAAAGAACACUAUCGCCUGCUCAAAUUGUCUGCAAGAUACGCUGUUCGAAAAUCCGUCUCUGCUGCGCUUAUGCUUGGCAUGGUCUACUUUACCGCUUACAGUGCUAAUGCACUUGCUUUCUGGGAAGGCUCACGGAUAGCCGCAGAAUCGGGUACAAACAAUGCUGGUACUGUGUAUGCCGUGGUCUUCCUGAUCAUAGAUGCGUCAUUCGUCGUUGGCCAAUUUGGCCCUUUCUUAGGUUGUUUUGCUAGUGCCGCAGCUUCUGGAGAAAGCAUCUUCAAGAUUCUCAACCAGCCACAAUCAGAGAUCAAUAUCUAUUCCGAGAGUGGACAAGAAGCCACCGAGGAUGAUAUGAGAGCUGAUUUGGUCUUUCGAGGAGUUACGUUCGUGUAUCCUGCUAGAACAUCAGCUCGCGCCCUGGACGAAUUGAAUCUGACUCUCAAAGCCGGGCAAAUGAACGCCAUUGUUGGUACAAGUGGCUGCGGCAAGAGUACUCUUGUGUCCUUACUAUUACGACUGUACGACAUAUCAUCUGGCCAAUUGACGAUAGGAGAUCAUAACAUCAAAGACUUCAACGUGAGAAGUCUGAGGAGAUACACGGCAUUGGUCGAUCAAGAUUCUGUUCUGUUCUCUGGUUCGGUUCUUGAUAACAUCAGUUACGGACUGGGUGAACAUACACUAUCGGAGGAAGUCGUUCUGGAGAGGUGUACCGAGGCUGCCAAAGCUGCUAACCUGGACUUCGUCAACUUCUUGCCUCAGGGCAUUCACACUCGUAUUGGUAAUGGCGGCUACACUCAGCUAUCAGGCGGACAAACUCAGAGAAUCUGCUUGGCUAGAGCCCUGGUCAAGAAACCUGCCUUGCUUCUGCUUGAUGAGCCGACAGCGGCUCUUGACGCGAAUAGCGAGAGACUUAUCAUGAAUGCUGUCAAAAGUGUGGCCGCAUCUGGUACAACAGUGGUCAUGGUAGCACAUCGACUCUCUACUGUGUCCGACUCGCCCAACAUUGUGCUUAUGGGUGCGGGUAAGGUCAUCGAACAAGGCAAUCAUGACGAACUCAUGCAACUGGGAGGCGCCUACAACAACCUCAUCAACGCUCAACAACUCAAUGACUCGGACGAAUCAUCUGGAGAGAUUUCACCAGCAUCCGCUAGUCAGACCAUCAAACGAAAAGUCUCUCAAUCCAAGGACACGUCCGCAUCGAGCGAAUCCACUAUGCUAUCUCCAGAGGCUGGUUUCUGGAGACUCCUACUGAGGUGCCUUCGCCUGGCCGAACCUGACUCUCCCAUCAUCGCCUUGGGCCUUGCUGGCUCGAUUAUAUCAGGUGGCAUCAUCCUUGGCGAAGCUAUCGUCUUUGGCAACCUCAUCUCUGUCUUGAACAACCUAGACAGUCCGAACUUCCGCGACAGAGCAGACUUCUUCUCUCUCAUGUUCUUUGUCCUAGCACUAAUUGCUUUCUUCUCAUACUCUGGUAAUGGAUGCUGCUUUGGCAUCGUAUCCUCACAUUUCGUGGCCAAGAUUCAACAUAUCUCCCUCACCAGCAUCUUGCGACAGGAUAUGCAGUGGUUCUCAGGACGGUCAGUCUCGUCACUCAUGACUAGUCUCAACUCGGAUGCAGGUCAACUGGCUUGCUUGUCUGGAGUAGCUAUCGGUACCAUCUUUACAGUAUGCGUAUCAGUCACUGGCGGUAUCAUCCUUGCCCAUGUGGUGGCUUGGAAAAUUGCUGUUGUCCUGCUAGCUGCUGUUCCUGUCAUGAUAACGGCUGGCUACGUCAGACUACGUGUACUCGCCCUUGCAGAAAACAGACACAGGUCUGCAUACAAUGAUGCUGCCUCCAUUGCCGCCGAAGCAUGCCGAGUGAAAGAACCAUACGACAAGGGAGUUCGCUUCACUCUGAUAACAAACACCUUGCUCGCCUUGAGCUUCUCGAUUACCUACUUCGUUUAUGCUCUUGCUUACUGGUGGGGAGCCCGACAAGUGAGGAACGGCAGCUACAGUGAACGGGAUUUCUUUAUUGUUCUACCUGCUCUUCUUUUCUCUGCACAGAGUGCUGGUCAGAUUUUCAGUCUGUCUCCGGAGAUGUCGCGAGCUGGAGUGGCUGCUCGCAAUGUUUUUGGACUGCACGAUCAGCAGCCAACUAUUGUAGAUGGCAACACAAAGCAGUCUGGAACGUCAACGGGCUCAGGCAGUUCUGUACCAACUCUGGGGGAAAAACCAGAUAUUUCUUCUGGUGGCUGGAUUGAGUUUAAGGACGUCAGUCUGUGCUAUCCAUCCAAGCCACAUCACCCAGCACUGCAGAACGUCAACAUCUCUGUCAAACCUGGCGAAUUCAUCGCACUUGUUGGUCCCAGUGGAGCAGGCAAGUCUACUAUUGUUUCGCUUUUACAACGCUUCUACGAUCCCACCACUGGCAGCGUGCAGCUCGACGGGCAGGACAUCCGUGAGGUCGCCGUAUCACAACACAGAGGUAGAUUGGGGCUGGUACCUCAAGAGCCCGACCUCUUCCCUGGCUCCAUCUCAUACAAUAUCGGUUUGGGUGCAGCACCAGGCCAGUCAGUGACACAGGCCGACAUCGAAGAGAUUUGCGCCAAAUGUGGAAUUCACGAGUUCAUUAUGAGUUUGCCAGAAGGCUAUAGCACAGAGUGCGGCACCAAUGGCUCAAAGCUUUCUGGUGGUCAGAAGCAGCGCGUUGCUGUAGCUAGAGCACUGAUCAGAUCGCCGGAAGUGCUUCUCCUGGAUGAGUAUACUUCUGCCCUGGAUGCUCAUUCUGAGCAACAGAUCAAAGAGGCUGUUGACGGGGCCAGUGUGGGUAGAACUACGAUUGUGGUUGCACAUAGACUGUCCACGGUGCAGCACGCCGACAGGAUUUUCGUAUUUGACGACGGGCGUGUCUUGGAAGUCGGGAGCCAUGCUGAGCUGGUUGCUCAGGGAGGCUUGUACGCGAGUAUGGUCAAGGCACAAACACUGGCUUAG
Aureobasidium musti is the source of this 3816-nucleotide messenger RNA. Lineage: Eukaryota; Fungi; Ascomycota; Dothideomycetes; Dothideales; Saccotheciaceae. The record is from the annotation of a GenBank genome assembly.